This is a messenger RNA of Arabidopsis thaliana (thale cress), 1846 nucleotides long. RefSeq names its product UDP-D-apiose/UDP-D-xylose synthase 2 (gene AXS2). Gene Ontology annotation, biological process: UDP-D-xylose biosynthetic process; UDP-D-apiose biosynthetic process. Gene Ontology annotation, cellular component: cytoplasm. The record is from RefSeq and is marked reviewed. The transcript is spliced from 9 exons. NCBI's taxonomy places the organism in Eukaryota, Viridiplantae, Streptophyta, Magnoliopsida, Brassicales, Brassicaceae. Gene Ontology annotation, molecular function: protein homodimerization activity; UDP-D-apiose synthase activity; UDP-glucuronate decarboxylase activity. Bases 236 to 1405 code for a protein of 389 amino acids.
AUUCAUAAUAAUUGACUUAAGAGAGAAUAUGACACGUAACGAAAACAUUAAUUUCACGUGGUGGGAGUAAUGUGCAAGGCUGUGAGAGUGUAGGGAACAUUAUUAUACGCCUUUAAAUAUCCAUCUCUCAUUUCUUUCUUUCUUUUCUCCCAUUCUCACAAAUCUCUCUUCCACCCAUUGUUAUCUCUGUAGAAGCGUGAGAGAGAUCACGCGUGUUCACCGACACAAUCAAAAUAUGGCGAACGGAGCCGAUAGAUUGGAUCUGGACGGUAAACCGAUUAAGCCGAUGACGAUAUGCAUGAUCGGUGCCGGAGGUUUCAUUGGCUCUCAUCUCUGUGAGAAGCUUAUGACGGAGACUCCUCACAAGGUUCUUGCGCUUGAUGUUUACAAUGAUAAGAUCAAGCACUUGCUUGAGCCUGAUACCGUUCAAUGGGCUGGUCGGAUCCAGUUUCAUCGUAUCAACAUUAAGCAUGAUUCUAGACUUGAAGGACUGAUCAAGAUGGCAGAUCUGACGAUAAAUCUAGCUGCGAUCUGUACUCCAGCAGAUUACAAUACGCGUCCUCUUGACACUAUCUACAGCAAUUUCAUUGAUGCUCUCCCAGUGGUUAAAUACUGCUCAGAGAACAACAAGCGUCUGAUUCACUUUUCCACUUGUGAAGUGUAUGGAAAAACUAUAGGAAGCUUUCUUCCAAAGGAUCAUCCUCUGCGUCAGGAUCCUGAAUUUUAUGUACUCAAAGAAGAUAUAUCCCCUUGCAUCUUUGGUUCAAUUGAGAAGCAGAGGUGGUCAUAUGCUUGUGCAAAGCAACUUAUUGAGAGACUUGUUUACGCUGAGGGUGCUGAGAAUGGACUCGAGUUCACCAUUGUAAGACCAUUCAACUGGAUUGGACCUAGGAUGGAUUUCAUCCCUGGCAUUGAUGGUCCUAGCGAGGGUGUCCCACGGGUUCUAGCGUGCUUUAGUAACAAUCUUCUGCGACGGGAGCCUCUCAAGCUUGUGGAUGGUGGAGAAUCACAGAGAACCUUCAUCUACAUCAAAGAUGCUAUCGAAGCUGUCCUUUUGAUGAUCGAAAAUCCAGAGAGAGCCAAUGGGCAUAUCUUCAAUGUAGGCAACCCAAACAAUGAAGUGACAGUGAGACAACUUGCUGAAAUGAUGACUGAGGUCUACGCCAAAGUGAGUGGAGAGACAGCUAUCGAGAGUCCAACGAUCGACGUGAGCUCCAAAGAGUUUUAUGGAGAAGGUUAUGAUGACAGCGACAAGAGAAUCCCAGACAUGACCAUCAUCAACCGUCAACUUGGAUGGAACCCGAAGACGUCGCUUUGGGACUUGCUUGAAUCGACCUUAACAUACCAGCACACGACUUAUGCGGAAGCCAUUAAGAAGGCCACUUCAAAACCAGUCGCAUCUUAGAGGUCGUCUCUCUUUACAAACACCUCAAAUCAUGUGGUGGCUACGAUUCCAUUCUUUCUUUUUAAAAAAAAAAUUCUCCCAACAGAAACCUUCUCUUCCCUUAUUUUAGGCCAUUCUAAACAAAUGAUAUAUCAUGGUGGUUGAUUCUAGUUUACGUUUUCCUUGUUAUAUAGUAUUACUGUUAAUGUUUUUGAAUUCCUUUGUUUUGAAGCUUUAUAUCUUGUAUUUGUCCGAAACUAAAAAGGGAAUGGUUUGUGCAAACUAUAACAUUGGGGCUUUCUUUAUAUGUUACAUAUCUUUGGCGGAUUCCACACUUCACUUCUAUAUCUGCCUGGUUGUAAUAAACGAGUUAGUUUGGCUUUUGCUCGUGUUGCUGUGUUAUGUGAAUAUAUACCUUAAUUAGAAAUGCCUAAGGUCUGUCUUUUUUUUUUGCCGUCUAAA